AUGGAAUUGAUGGGGGAAGAAACGAUACAGUCGGAACAAGUUGCGGCAUUGAUAAAUGAGAUCCAAUUCUCAUCUCUGUUUAAGCUGAUAAGGACGGUGUUAUACGUCUUAACGAUUGCUGGCGAAAGCGUCAAAAGGAGUGUGAAAAGGUUCUCAAGAGAGAAUUUCGCUUCUAAAGAGUACAACAAGGCGACACAAUUGAUAAACAAGAUGACACAGUUAAAUAUAACGUAA
Molecule: messenger RNA, 234 nt
Organism: Loa loa (African eye worm)
Lineage: Eukaryota; Metazoa; Nematoda; Chromadorea; Rhabditida; Onchocercidae
Exons: 1
Coding region: 1-234 (77 amino acids)
Source: RefSeq, a predicted model, not a curated record